AUGCGGGGGCUAUGGAAGAUCCCAGGACAUAUGAAACUUCAACACCAUCUGAUUGUGGGUUGGGCUGCCCUAGCCGCCUCCCACGGCGCCUUCGAACAUGAAACCCUGGAGGCCGCGAUGGCUCGCCAUCGCCACACAAUCAAAGCGCGACGCAGUCUGGAGUCCUGCGCGGGGGACCUGGAGAGUUCAGCAGCAAUCUGCCGCUCCACCGUCGAAAUCCUGAACACCAGCCAUCUCCACACCGGGCCGCGGAUCGUCCCAUCACGCCCGGGAGAGGUCUUUGCGGACGAGCACCAUGUGCUUCUGACCCCCUACGGUGACAACGGACCGUACUACGUGCCCGGCGAGCUCAUUCGCGAAGACGCGCGAGAGGACCAACUCGGCGUGCCCAUCAUCGUGGAGGCGCAGUUCAUCGACUACGAAAGCUGUCUCCCCGUGCCCGGGAUGUUCUGGGAUAUGUGGAACGCCAACGCGACCGGGGUGUACAGCGGGGUGAUCAACGAGGGCAAUGGCGACUUCUUAGAUCACUCCAACGUGAACGCGACCUGGCUGCGCGCCGUGCAGAUGGCGGACCAGGACGGGGUGGCGCGCAUCCAGACCAUCUUCCCCGGCCACUACACCGGCCGCACCAACCAUAUCCACAUCAUCGCCCACACCAACGUGGUUGUGCUGCCCAACGGCACCAUCACCGGCGGCAGCAUCAGCCACAUCGGCCAGUUCUUCUUCGACCAGGCCCUCAUCGACGCCGUCGAGACCACAUACCCCUACACCCUCAACCCAUACGCGGUGAUCGGUAACGCCCUCGACGACACCUUCCACCAGGAGACCGCCUUCUCCGCCUCUGACCCAGUCUUCAACUACGAGUACCUGGGCGAUACCCUGCAGGACGGUCUGUACAUGUGGGUGCGCAUCGGGGUGAAUGUAUCUGCGAGCUGGCAGUCUGAGUACAGCUUCGCGCAUAGUGCCAACGGCGGCAAAUAUUCUUGUGGCACAGGGCGGAUUGGGGCCAACUACACCACCUCCGACGAGCACUGUGCCGAUAAUGUCGAUGUCGGCGCCCUCCCUGGGGAGACUGCUCCAGGUCCCGCGGUGUAUUCGGCUGCGCCUCCUACCGCGUGGGAUAACGCCACUGAAACGGCGGAGCAGGAGGCGGAUCACGAUGCCUUGCAGUCGGCUGUGACACACGCGGAAUCCACUGAGGCGGCCUACUUGGCUAGCAUCGCCAGCGAGAAAGCUGCAACAGCCACCGCGCUGUAA
Molecule: messenger RNA, 1257 nt
Organism: Aspergillus fijiensis CBS 313.89
Lineage: Eukaryota; Fungi; Ascomycota; Eurotiomycetes; Eurotiales; Aspergillaceae
Product: intradiol ring-cleavage dioxygenase
Exons: 3
Coding region: 1-1257 (418 amino acids)
Molecular function (GO): oxidoreductase activity, acting on single donors with incorporation of molecular oxygen, incorporation of two atoms of oxygen; ferric iron binding
Source: RefSeq, a predicted model, not a curated record